Cuscuta epithymum is the source of this 4580-nucleotide messenger RNA. The record is from the annotation of a GenBank genome assembly. NCBI's taxonomy places the organism in Eukaryota, Viridiplantae, Streptophyta, Magnoliopsida, Solanales, Convolvulaceae.
UCAUGGCGGCAGAAGGUACUCGCCUGAAGGAGCUUGAUUCUCGCCUGAAGGAACUGUCAAGAGAGAUCGGACGGCUGAGAGAUCUUCCGAGUGAGGUCCGUCAACUCUCAGAAUCGAUUUCAGCAACUGAUCGAGAUCUGCACAAACUUUUGGAGGCCCUGGAGAUCCAGCGGAAGGAAGAUGAAUGUUUUCAUACACUGGAAUCUAUUUUCGAUUCAUUGGCGAAAAACUCUUCAGAUCUUAAUCUGGGGUCAUCUUUUGGAGGUUCGCGAAUUCCUUUUCAGGUGGAUGAUGAUCAAAAUGUUAUGGAAAACACUCUGGAUGGUUCUGAUUACAUGUCUGGUAAGGAACUGGGUAUUACGGUUGAACCUCACCUCUCUUCUAAUGCUCUAAAAGGAUCAACGAGACGGGACUGGGCACCAUGCGUUUUCAAGGAACAAUUAAUGGAUUACCAAUCCAAAUUUUAUUAGACAAUGGCAGUUCAGAUAAUUUCCUACAACCUAGCUCGGAUAGCUAAAUCCUUGAAGUUACCCAUUGAACCUACUGAAAAUUUCAAGGUCAAGGUGGGCAAUGUAUCGGCUUGGACAGUAGAAGGAUGCAUCAAAGAGUUAUCAAUUAAGGUUCAAGGACAUUCUCUGGCAUUACCGGUGUAUCUAUUAUCUCUUUCCGGUGCAGAUUUAGUUUUGGGAGCAACAUGGCUUUCCACAUUGGGUGCCCAUAUUUCUGAUUACAACAACCUAUCACUCAAGUUUAUGUUGAACAAACAGUUUGUUACAUUACAUGGUGAGCACCACACAUUGCCUAAGAAGAUCCAACUUACAUAGUUGAAAAGAUUACCGAAAACCCAUGCCAUCGAUGAAGUUCAUUUCUUAUAUUUUCAAGCUAAUACAAAUCCUGAGAAUCCAGGGCUGGAUAUUCCUUUGACCAUGCAACCGGAACUGGCAUCCUUGCUACAAAAAUAUCAACAGGUGUUUGAUGUUCCAACAGGGUUGCCUCCUCCCAGAUAUCAUACUCAUUCUAUUCCCUUGGUUCAUGGUGCUAACCCCGUUAAAGUUAAACCGUAUAGAUACCCUUUUAGUCAAAAGCAGCAAAUUGAGAAAAUGGUUCACGAAAUGCUGCAAGAAGGCAUCAUUGCACCUAGCACUAGUCCUUUUUCUUCUCCUAUGAGAUUAGUGAAGAAAAAGGAUGACACAUGGAGGUUUUGUGCAGAUUAUAGAGCCAUGAAUGCGAGCACAGUAAAGGAUAACUUCCCUAUACCCACAGUUGAUGAAUUAAUUGAUGAAUUGUUUGGGGCUAAAUACUUUUCUAAGCUUGAUUUGCGGUCAGGUUAUCAUCAAAUCUUGAUCAAGGAGGAGGAUAGAUAUAAAAACAACUUUUAGAAUUCAUCAAGGUUUAUAUAUAUGAGUGGUUGGUUAUGCCGUUUGGACUCACAAACGCUCCUGCUACUUUCCAAAGCCUUAUGAAUGAUGUAUUUCGCAGCUUAUUAUGAAAAUAUGUUUUGGUAUUUUUUGACGAUAUUUUUGUCUACAGCCCAUCUUGGGAAUCUCACUUGCAGCACUUAGAAAUGGUUCUGAAAUUACUACAUGACCACCAACUUUAUGCCAAGUUCUCUAAGCGCUGUUUUGAUCAGGAAAAAGUGGAGUAUUUAGGCCAUACGGUUUCUGCUCAAGGGAUGGCAAAGGAGACUAGUAAAAUACAAGCUGUACUGGAUUGGCCCAUUCCUUGCAAUCUGAAACAGCUACGGGGAUUUUUGGGACUGACGGGCUAUUAUCGCAGAUUUAUUAGGGAUAUGCCUCUUUAGCUAGCCCCUUAACAGAAUUGCUUAAAAAGUAUAGUUUUGUGUUGAACGAGACUGCUACAGUGGCACUUAAUCUUCUCAAAGAAGCCAUUACAAGUGCUCCAGUAUUGAGACUACCUGACUUCUCACUACCAUUCACAUUAGAAACAAAUGCGUCAGGGACUGGGAUAGGGGCGGUCUUGAGUUAGCAACAGCACCCCAUUGCAUAUUUCUAAAAAAAAUGUCUACAAGAAUGCAGUAGCAAUCCGCUUAUGCCAGGGAAUUUUAUGCUAUUACUGAUGUUAUUGCCAAGUUUUGGCAUUACCUAUUGGACCAUAAGUUUGUUAUUCGUUCGGAUAAAAAAAGCUUACGGAGUUUAACUGAUCAAACCUUACAAACUUCCAAGCAACAGAAAUGGUUGCAUAAAUUACUAGAAUAUGAUUUUACUAUCCACUAUAGAAUAAUGAGGAGAAUUAGCUGGAUUAUUAGAAUACUCUCUGAUAAUUCGUUGUAACUUAGAAUCUUCUUGUUGAGCCUGCUGCAAUGAGGAUAGGAUCACUGGGAUAGGCUUAGAUAGAGCCACAUAACAUGACCUAAAUAAAGAAUUCGCAGCCACGUUAUCCCAUUUUCUCUUCAAAGUUGCAUUUCUGUGGCAGACAUCUUUUAUCUGCCACGUUAAAAAGAUGUCUGCCACGUUCAAUGAAAAUUCUUCUCUCUCUCUUCUGGUUUCAUUUCUAUCUGCCAUUUACUUCCAAAAUAAGCAGUCUACUGCUAACAAACUGUUAGAAAUUCUUCUACUAUUUUAUGCUUGUAAUAAUGGAUUGAUGAUGAUCGGUAUUGCUUGAUUACCGAUUUAUUAUUGUGCUCUGUUUGUGUGCUUGCUUUGGAGUUCUGUUUGUACACUUUACAGAGUCCCUCGCCGACAACAACCUUAGGGCUUGGGGGUGUGGAAUUGCCCGGCCACAACCUAUCUUCUCUCUGGUUCCAUCCAAAGAGACAUCUGUAAGACAUCGAUUAAGGCACCAGUAGGUCAAAUUGGGCAGUGUUUUUGGGCCAUGGAGAGUGCAAAAAUAGUGGUCCAUCCCACCGUUGGUCCAAUCCAAUUUUCAGCGGGCCAGAUUCAACAUAUUUUCUGCCCUGUCAAAAGCUAAGUGCUUCAAACUCCCUCCAUAAAAUUAAUACUUCCUCCGUUCUUUUUUAGUUGCAACAUUCCACUUUUCACGCUUGCCAAUGCACAACUUUGACCGUCAUUAUAUUUAAUUCUCUAUUAGUAAAAAAAAUUUAAAAAUCAGAUUAUGAUACUUUGUAAUGAGACGAAUUUAACAAUAUUUUUUUAAAAUAAUAAUUCACAUACAUUAAUAAAUAAAACGUAGUCAAAGUAGAGCACAUGAAUAGUGCGUAAAUUCUAAUGUUACAACUAUUAUGAUACGGAGGAUGGUACAUGGAAAUAUUUGAUUAAAAAAUUCAUAAAUUGAAGGGAAAAUUGUCAAAUAGGCCCUCGUAAUAUGUCAAAAAAGUCAAUUAAACCAUCCAAUUUAAAUAACACCCAACUAAACCCAUGAACUUCAAAAAAAUGUUCAAUUAUGUACUUUGACCUAUAAAUGUCCGCUUAGCCGGUAUAAAACCUAUGUGGAUUUUCCCAUUUUUAUCUUUUCCUUCUCCCUCCUCUAAUUUCUUCCGGCCAACCCAUUAGAUUUUUCUUUCUCCCCACUAGGGGUGUAAAUGAGCCGAGCUGAGCCCGAGCAUGGGUAGGCUUGAGCUUGAGCUUGAUAAGAAUUCACGAGCUCGAGCUCGAGCUUGGACGAGUUAAAUAAUUCGGGCUUGAACUCGAGACGACCUCAAUUCGAUCUCGGUUCGAGCUCGGGUCAAGUUUCACAAAUUAAUUUUUAUAGGCUUGAACUCGAAUAGGCUAGAGCCACGCUCUUUCGAGCAAUUUUGUCACUUAAUUGGCAUUCACAUUUUCCGAAAGGGCUGAUACACUUUAGUUCUUUGGGGGGUUGGAUUAUCCGUUCGAAUCAUCGCUCGCGGAUUCAAUCUUUCUUUCGGAGGCUGGGUUGAGGCCUAACUUGGGAACUUGAUGCCACUCUUUUCGAGUAGUGAGUCCAACUCACUUACUCACUGAGCCGCGAUUCGACACCAAGGCCAGAUGCUCUAUUCUACACUUGUUGCUUUUAUGUGUAGAUACAACUGAACGAAAACGAGCCUGGUGAGUCUGAGCCCGGCGAGAAGAACAGUUCUAGUCAUCCUCUUCGCAGAUGGUGACCAUUGCAAAAAAGGUUGAAGAUUUUACCCCUUGCUUCAUCUCAGGGGCAUCAUGUGUACUCUUUUUCUCUUCAUUAAGAUUUUUUCUCAUUGAUUUUUUUUUUUUGCAAUGAAGGAUUUUAAUGAGGCACCUCUCCAAUAUGGACAAGGGCGGAGAUCUUUCAGUCUCGUAGAAGGGCAACUGACUUGGACUACUCCCUCUUAGCCAAGUCUACUACUCGACUAAGGGAGUGGGGGACUCGUGAUGGAGUUAUGGGACUAGGCCCAACGCCUAAUCGGCCCAAGCCUGCUACUCCGGCCAGGAGCCUGCCAGUCCGAUUGACCUGCCAGUCAGGAAGCUAAGAGUAACGGUCAAGCGAUUAUUGUCUUGUUUAGUUAUGUAUUUAAUUCUAUAUUAAUGUUGUAAUUAAUUAGUCAUUAUAAUUGAUAGCGGUUGCAACUUAUAACAACAAGCAAUUGUAAUUCAAAUGAACGACAUGCACUUUCUGGCUAUCAAACUCUUGAGCAACUUUCCUUAUUCGUCUUGCUUUCUUGAUUCAUG